GUCAUUGGAGGAAGUUCGGUUUGUUGAGACGCAUUUAUUCGUUAGUGGUUUUGCGCUUGAAAAUGUUUGAAUUACUAAAUUUUAAUUAAACUCAAGUCAACUCAAAAAGUCAAUAGAAAACAAUUGAGUAUUAUUUACAGCGGCAAGUGUGUUUCGAUUUUUUUUUGAGUCAAACGCUGCGCCCACAUCUGUCGCCAGUGGUUUCCACAAGAUAAUGAACUGUAACUAAUCCAUGCGAAUCUUAAAGAACAUUCAUCAUAACGGCAACAAAAUAUAUUCAAAAUGUGCCUUUCGACACCCAUCGCUGCCGGUUCGGAGGGCAAUGCAACUACAAAGUCUAUAGUCUGUGCGAACGGCAGUUGUUUGAACAACAACAACAAUAACAAUAAUAAUAAUGUUUGCACACUGAGUGCCGCGCGAUGCAGUGAAAGUGAUGACAAUGCAAAUGGUGUCAGUAUUAGAAAUAGAAUAUGCCACAAGCAAAAACAAUGCACAAUCAACGGUAAAGCUACAGCAACAAGUGUUACCAACGAAGAAAAGGAACAAUCCAAAGAGUUAGUUGAUAACUUAGGUUAUAAAGAAGAAAAUGCUGUCUACAAAGAAAUUCCACACACAGCAGAAUCGAAGGAAGGGUUACAAAUAAAAGCGUCCAGCGAGCCCGAGUAUAACCCACAGAUCAGGUGGCCAGAUUUGAUAGCCCAGAUCUUUUUACAUGGCGGCUCCUUGUAUGGAAUCUAUCUGCUGUUCCAAGCGAAUUUCUACACAUUUUUGUGGGUGAUUGUCAAUGUUUGGUGCUCGGGCAUUGGUAUCACCGCUGGAGCCCAUCGCCUCUGGUCACAUAAAUCCUACAGCGCCUCUUUGCCAUUGCGCAUCUUACUGAUAUUCCUUUUCACUAUCGCCGGACAGCGCGAUGCAUACACAUGGGCGCUGGACCAUAGGAUACACCACAAAUUUUCCGAAACGGAUGCCGAUCCGCACAAUGCCAAUCGAGGCUUUUUCUUUGCGCAUGUCGGCUGGCUCUUCUUGACGCCACAUCCGAAAGUGAUUGAAAAGCGCAAAGUCAUCGACAUGUCGGAUUUGGAGAAUGAUAAAGUGGUCAUGUUCCAACGCAAAUACUACAUACCGCUCUUUGCCUUGUUGUCGAUCGCUUUGCCUGUGCUUGUGCCCUGCUAUUUCUGGAAAGAGAAUUGGUGGAUAUCGUUUUGGAUAAACUUCAAUCUGCGUUUUACCUGCACACUGAAUGCUGCUUUUUUCGUAAACAGUGUUGCACAUAUGUGGGGCAGAAAGCCGUACGACAAAAAUAUCAGUUCGGUGGAGAGCCGAUUUGUGGCUUUCUUGGCAUUGGGCGAGGGUUGGCAUAAUUAUCAUCACGUUUUUCCAUGGGACUACAAGACCGGCGAGUUCGGCAGCUACAAAUUGAACGUCACGACUGCCUUUAUUGAUUUCUGUGCGAAAAUAGGCUGGGCCACUGGAAGAAAGUCAGUCUCUCCUGAUAUGAUUAAACGUCGCGCUGCCAAGUGUGGGGAUGGUUCACUCUUUCUCACCGACGAAUUCGCUCAUAAGGACCAAGUGUGGGGCUUCGGAGAUCGGGACAUACCAAAAGAAGAUGCCAAUGAAUUGGCUAAAAUGAAGUGAGCUACGCAAUCGUAAAUAAUGGAUUUGUAAAUGGAGGCUCUUGAAAUAUUUCGUAUUAACUUCGACAUUCGUUCAAAUUUUUAUGUUAAUUAGACUUAAGUGUCGUACAAGUUUUAGAAAGGAAAAAAAUAUACUUAAAUACAUAUACACACACAAAUGUAUAUUUUGACGUAAUUUAAGCUUUAUUGACAUCCAGUGCUUGCUAUGUGUAACAUACAUAAUUGCCUUUAAUUUUACUUAUAUGUGAAUACUCGGUGUAUAAAUGUGACCAUCUAAAAACUUUAAAUAUUUUCAUGCAUUUGCGCACCUACUUGAGUAUUUCCUUAGUGCUUUAUACUAUUUUUAAAAAGUAAGAGUGUAAUCGCUGCAGCUGCUACCAAAUCUACGGAAUGAAUAACAAUAAAAAUGUACCUUGAGCUGGA
Molecule: messenger RNA, 2057 nt
Organism: Anastrepha obliqua
Lineage: Eukaryota; Metazoa; Arthropoda; Insecta; Diptera; Tephritidae
Product: acyl-CoA Delta-9 desaturase
Exons: 6
Coding region: 283-1635 (450 amino acids)
Biological process (GO): unsaturated fatty acid biosynthetic process
Cellular component (GO): endoplasmic reticulum membrane
Molecular function (GO): stearoyl-CoA 9-desaturase activity; iron ion binding
Source: RefSeq, a predicted model, not a curated record